This is a messenger RNA of Plectropomus leopardus (leopard coralgrouper), 309 nucleotides long. Lineage: Eukaryota; Metazoa; Chordata; Actinopteri; Perciformes; Serranidae. The record is from RefSeq and is a predicted model, not a curated record.
AGCGGUCACAUGCCGGCGGUUCGAGUCUGGGACGUGUCAGAGCGUCUGCAGGUCGCCGAGCUGCAGGAACAUAAAUAUGGAAUUGCCUGCGUGGCGUUUUCUCCCAACGGGAAAUACAUCGUCAGCGUGGGCUACCAGCACGACAUGAUGGUCAACGUCUGGAACUGGAAGAAAAACGUGGUGGUUGCAGCCAAUAAGGUGUCGAGUAAAGUGACGGCCGUCUCCUUCUCUGACGACAGCUCCUACUUCGUUACCGCCGGCAACCGCCACGUCAAGUUCUGGUACCUGGACCAUGCCAAGACCUCCAAG